Molecule: messenger RNA, 7070 nt
Organism: Perca flavescens (yellow perch)
Lineage: Eukaryota; Metazoa; Chordata; Actinopteri; Perciformes; Percidae
Product: period circadian protein homolog 2
Exons: 22
Coding region: 297-4853 (1518 amino acids)
Biological process (GO): entrainment of circadian clock by photoperiod; circadian regulation of gene expression; negative regulation of transcription by RNA polymerase II
Cellular component (GO): nucleus; cytoplasm
Molecular function (GO): transcription corepressor binding; transcription cis-regulatory region binding
Source: RefSeq, a predicted model, not a curated record
GAGUCUGAAUCGAGGUCGCUCGCUGAGCUCGCCGAUUCGUUUAGUAGGCCCGUUCCGGUCCGUUCACGUGUCACGUCAGAAUCCCGUCUCUCAUUGAGGAAUGCUGGAGCAAAUACUGACCGUUUUAUGCAAUGGUUGGUUUUGCUUUAACAACUCGGCACCGAGGACAACAGAGAGGCGAUUUUUCUCGGCAGUACAGACUGCAUCCCCACUCCUGAGGCAUCAUUUCCAUGCUUCAUGGCAUUGCCAUGUGGAAGGUAGCUUAAUCUCCCAUCGUUUGCCUUUUGGUCCACCCCAUGUCUGAGGACAGUAAUCCAAAGCACUACCUGUACUCAACCCUGAAAGGGUGCGAAAGGAACCGGGAAAGGGUCGACUUCCAGAUGGAGGAAGAGGAAGGCUCUCCCUGCGGCUCCAUUAGCCAACUUCACCGCAUGGCCGACAGUUACAAGGGUUGUGGCGGACGGGAUGGAGUCGAACUGGAAGCAGAGUUGGGAUUGGCCUCCGAGGGGAGCGACAGCAGCCAUGAGCACCCGGCCUUGUCGGGCUCCCCGCACACCGACAGGAAGCGGCCACGCCCACCCUUACACGAGGAUGUAGAGAUGGGAGGCAGUGGCUCGAGUGGGAGCGGGACAGAAUCCCAUGGUAACGAGUCGCAUGGCAAUGAGUCCCAUGGCAAUGAAUCUGUGGGCAGCUCAAAUGCCAAUGGCAAGGAUUCCGCUUUCUUGGAGUCUUCAUUGAGCAACAAGAGCUCAAACUCUCACAGCCCCUCGCCGCCAAGCAGCUCCAACGCCUUCAGUCUGGUGAGCUCCGAGCAGGACAACCCUUCAACCAGCGGCUGCAGCAGCGAACAGUCAGCCAAAGCUAAGACACAGAAGGAGCUCUUCAAGACCAUCAAGGAGCUGAAGACGCACUUGCCGUCGGAAAAGAGGAGCAAGGGCAAGUCCAACACUGUCAACACGCUCAAAUAUGCGCUGCGAUGUGUCAAACAGGCGAAAGCCACUGAGGAAUACUACCAGUUGCUGAUGAUUAAUGACAGUCAACCGCCAGCGUUUGAUGUAUCAUCCUACACCAUCGAAGAAAUCAACAGCAUCACCUCUGAAUACACCCUCAAAAACAAUGAUAUUUUUGCUGUUGCCGUCUCACUCAUCACGGGGAAAAUUGUUUACAUCUCGGACCAGGCGGCGUCCAUCUUGAACUGCAAUCGGGACGUGUUUAACAAUGCCAAGUUUGUGGAGUUCCUGUCACCUCAGGACGUCAGCGUGUUCUACAGCUUCACCACGCCCUACCGCCUGCCCUCAUGGAGGAUGUGCACCGAAGCAGACUCGUCUCCCACAGAGUGCAUGCAGGAGAAAUCCUUUUUUUGCCGCAUCAGUGGUGGUAAGGAGCGUGAAGGAGAUUUGCAGUACUAUCCUUUCCGUAUGACUCCAUACCGGAUGAAAGUCCAGGAUGCUGAGCUGGCUGAAGAACAGUUCUGCUGCCUCCUGCUGGCCGAGAGGGUGCACUCUGGAUACGAAGCACCCAGAAUUCCUACUGACAAGCGUAUCUUCACCACCACACACACACCCAACUGUGUAUUCCAGGAUGUGGAUGAGCGGGCUGUUCCUCUGUUGGGUUACCUCCCUCAGGACCUCAUUGGGACCCCUGUGCUACUCAAUCUGCACCCAAGUGACCGACCCUUGCUGCUGGCUGUGCAUCGGAAAAUUCUGCAGUAUGCUGGUACGCCAUUCGAUUACUCCUCGAUCCGUUUCUGUGCGAGAAACGGUGAGUACAUCACCAUUGAUACCAGCUGGUCCAGCUUCAUCAACCCCUGGAGUCGCAAGGUCUCCUUUGUCAUUGGCAGGCACAAAGUCCGCACGGGUCCUGUGAAUGAAGAUGUUUUUGCAGCACCAGCUUUCCACGGAGGGAAGAUCGUGGACUCAGACAUCCAGGAAAUUAGUGAACAGAUCCACAGGCUGCUACUCCAACCGGUCCACAACAUAGGUUCUAGCGGUUAUGGUAGCCACGGCAGCAAUGGUUCCCAUGAGCAGCUGGUGAGCAUCAGCUCGUCGGGCGAGAGCAACGGGAACGUCGUGGCUGGGAACCCAGCGGAGGAGACAAACAAGGCCAAGCCUUCCAGGACGUUCCAGGAGAUUUGUAAAGGGGUCCACAUGCUGAAGAACCAGGACUCCCAGGUCUGCCUGCGCUUCCCUCCCCCUUGGCCCUCACUUUCGCCAUCCAAGCCUGAGCAGAAGAAGACCUCUGACCCAAUAGUGGCAGCUCAGAAGAGUCCAGCGGUGCGUUUGAAAGACUCAGCGCCCCCUCUGCAGGUCAGAGACAGUACUGCAGCCAGCAUGGAGGACUUCACCUGCAAGGACCAGACUGUCUGCUCCUACCAGCAGAUCAGCUGCCUCGACAGUGUCAUCAGGUACCUGGAUAGUUGUAACAUCCCCAUCACAGUGAAGAGGAAGUACCAGUUCUCCAACUCCGAUGAUGACAAAAAGGGCUCAGAGGAUGGCAUGGAAGUGCCUCAGGACACAAACCCAGACCCUUUGAUGCUAGAUGCCCAGCCAGGCCUGUCAAACCUGAAAGCACUUAAGAAGCCUUCAUCUGGGGCAGUGGCUGUGGUGGGAGGCCCCCUGGCUCCCCUCACCCUACCAAGCAAGGCUGAGAGCGUGGUGUCAAUCACCUCACAGUGCAGCUACAGCAGCACCAUCGUCCAUGUGGGAGACAAGAAGCCUCAGCCAAAGUCUGAGAUCAUCGAGGACGUGGUCGAAAGCCCUGCGCCCCCAGCUCUGCCUGUCAGCGUGGUGACUCCCCCCAGCCAGGAGAAGGAGGCCUACAAGCGGCUGGGACUGACCAAACAGGUGCUGGCUGCACACACCCAGAAAGAAGAGCAGGCCUUCCUUAAUCGCUGCCGAGAGCUCUGCAACGCCAGGACCUUCCAGAAGGACUGUUUCACAUAUCACCACAAGCAGAGAGGUCCAGCCAGUGCUGAAGAAUCAUCUGGUCUACGAAGUUCUGCCAAACAAGGCACCACCAGGCCUGAGACUACUGCCAAGAAGGGCAACCGCAACAGGAAGACCAAUAAGCCACGGAUGAAGCAUCCUGAUUCGUCAGACAGCGCCGUAUCAAACCGCAAACCCCGGCCUCCUCUCCAGGGUCUCAACCAAACCUCGUGGUCCCCAUCAGAAACAUCCCAGUCAGCUUUUAAUGUCUCCUACCCAGCCAUGGGGCCUGCCUAUCCGCUCUACCCCACUGGACCUGCAGCCCCAGCUCAGGCCCCCUGCCCUGACCCCUCCCUUUCCACAGGCUUUGGAGAGGGGCAGAGCACUCAAGCCCCACCUACUGCUGCUCCAUUUGGCGCAACCAUUGUUACACCUGUGGUAGCUCUGGUGCUACCCAAUUACCUCUUCCCCCAAAUAGGACAGUUGGGUCAGAUUGGGCAGCUGGGGGCUGCUCCUAGACCAGCGUUUUUCCCUGAGCAGACCCAGACGCAACCUGCAUACACUUCUCAGCAGCUCUUUCAGCCCCCACAGCCAGGCUACGCCAUGCAAACACAACCGCCGUUCCCUGUGCAGACUGCCUUUACCCCCCAGCAGCCAUUCCAAGCCGCUCCCACCCCCUUCACUACCCCGCAGCCUUUCCAGGCCGCUCAGACUGCCUAUACUACCCCGCAGCCUUUCCAAACCACUCAGACCCCAUACACUACCUCGCAGUCUUUCCAAACCGCACACACCCCCUACACUACCCCCCAGCCUUUCCAGGCCCCUCAGACUGCCUACACUACCCAGCAGUCCUUUGCUGCCCAGCCUUCUUUUCCAGUGCAGACUCAGUUUGUGACCCAAGCCCCAUAUCCUGCCCAGUCCUUCCCUAUGGCCAUGGAGCCCCAAGAAGGGGCGGCAUCUCGUUCCGCCACCCCAGCCUCUGGAGCGAGAGAGCCCGUCACGUCCCCGCAACUGUUUGAGUCACGCUGCAGCUCGCCCCUGCAGCUCAAUUUGCUGAGCACGGAGGAGGGACAGCGCUCAGUGGAACGGCAGGACAGCGCAGCGCCCCUCGCUGGAUGCCCCGGCUACAGUACAGUAGCAGCAUCGGGGGCAGCUGGAGCAGCAGGGGAGAAGAACGAAAAUCCCCAACAGGUGGAGUCUCCAGAAGAUCGGGCUCACAGUGACGGUAACUCCUCAUCCUGUGACUUGCUGGACAUCCUGCUUCAGGAGGACUCCCACUCUGGGACCGGAUCAGCCACGUCCUGGCCACCUGGCUCAAUGGCCUCAGGAUCGGGCUCAGGCUACAACGGCUGUGGUACAUCAGCUAGUGGAGCUUCUGGCAGCAGAACAGGGAGCAGCAACACCAGCAAAUACUUUGGCAGCAUUGACUCUCUGGAACACAACUCCAGGGCCAAAGCCAAGACGAGCAGCAAAGGAGGCUCUGAAGGCGGCCAGUCACAGACCAAGGUCUCAGUCCAAGGCAAGGGAGAACUUUUCAUCAAAAAUGUUCUCCAGGAGCCCCUCUGGCUGCUGAUGGCAAAUGCUGAUGACAAGGUCAUGAUGACAUAUCAAAUGCCAUCCAGGGACAUUCAGAGAGUUCUGCGAGAAGACAAGGAGAGGCUGAGGCAGAUGCAAAAGAGCCAGCCUCACUUCUCCUCAGACCAGCGACGAGAGCUAGUGGAGGAACACCCCUGGAUGAGGAGGGGAGGUCUACCUGCUGCUAUCAAUGUAAAGGAGUGUAUGUACUGCGAAGACGCCACAGCAGCCCCAUUCGAGGAGGACCUGUCACACAUGGAAAUGGGCGAGCUGGGCGAGGAGCUGAGCCAAGAGGUCCAGAACGCCCUAAGCCAAUCAGAGGAGUCUCAGCCUCAAGCAGACACUGGCUGCUGAAGGAGCACGCCACCAGCAGGGGGACACACCAGCCAUGGACCUUUGUGAUGCGCACACACACACACAUUGUAAAUGUGAGACAAACCGCUAUGUGCCUGACCAUCUUUACAAACACAGCAUUAACUCAAGCACAACUCUGUGUUGCCAUUGUGGUGAAAAUGAGGAUGUGUGCUGCUUGUGUGUUGUGCGGAGGACUGCUGCUGAAGUGCAGUUCUUGAGCUGCCCAUACAGGGGGCGGUAUCGCUUUAUGUGGGUCUUUGUAUACAUGACCCUCAUGGUAUAGUCCUUUUUCUCUCUCUCUCUCUCUCUCUCUCUCUCUCUCUCUCUCUCUCUCUCUCUCUCUCUCUCUCUCUCUCUCUGAAAGAACCUGGGCACAGCCUGUGUAGUUGGUGACCUUUGACCUACCAAAUAUUUGUAAAAAUAUAUAUAUAUAUAUAUAUAUAUUAAUAUAUUUCAUUGUUUCCCAUCCUUCUUGUCAGAGGCAGAGCUUUACAGCAACAUGAGCAAUUAUUAUUCUAAAAAAGGUAAUAGUUAAUUGGCAUUCUUUUAAAAAUCUUAUAAAUAUAUUUGAUUUUAAAUUUUAAAAUUUUAAAUUUUGACAGUAUAACUGUCUUAAAAUAAUUACAAAAUGUUAAUAAGCGGAUGUUAAAAUAUCUGCUGCCAGUUAUGUUUGUGUUUUCUUGUUUUGCCACAUGGUCUUAUUCAAGCCCCCUCAAACCCCCUUUGUUUUCCCAUUUUUGACUAUGUAGAAUAGUUCAGUCAGGACCACUUUGUCAAAAUAGAUUCGUUCAUCUGCAAUUUGUAUUUGGCGGUAUGGCUCUGUUCUGGGGCCUCCUCGCACUUCCACGUGCAUACGUGGAAAGCCUUAAGCGGGGACAGCACCGACAGAACAGAGCAGCAUCAAUGACAGAGACUAAGUCCGAUAACAUGAAUUUAAAAGAGGAGCUGGGGGUGGAGGUGGGUUGCAAGCGCUAGCAGAGAUGCAGCAAGCUAGGCUGGGAAAAGCAGUUUAAAUAGAGCGCGCUAUUUGGUAAUCCAAUCAAAAGAGGGAAUCAGCUGAGCCAUCAGUUGGUGUUCUGGCUUAGGAGCUGUAAGCUAUGAGUUGAGAUUAUAGCCGAGCUUGACUCUGUGACCUGCCGGAACUUACACUAUGCUUCAUUCAUGGUGCACGUUGGAUGAUGUAGGCUGGGUCCAAAUGAAGGGAGCCCCACCUCAGUAUAAUGGGCGAGUUUUUAUCUCCCUACUCCUCAUCAAAUUGAGUAUUUGUAAUAUCCAGGCACAGAGCAGUGGUUGCACCUGACUCAACAGGCCGCCGAAUGACACACAGGCUGAUAACUUUCCUAAACAGUGAUAAAUCGCACAAGCUAUUCAUUUUAUUAUCUUUUUUAUUUUCUACCAGAUAAUGUAUCUAGAAUAGAUUGUUUUCAGCUAAAGCCAAAUCCAUUCUAUUAAGAGGCGGUACUUGUAUGAAGAAAAAAAAAACAUAGACCUUAAAAAUAGUGGACCUAGCCUCAGUGCUGUCACCAAUUGGUUUGUGGACUGACGUUUUGAAGCCAGGAGUUUGCAUUUUGGCCAUCACAAUCUUAGUAUUUUGGAGCCAGAAGUGACCACGUUCAGCAGAAUGUAAGACAAUUAUAAUUUAAUAUGUAAUUUCUAGGCGACCAAAGUGUUCCAAUUAACUUUGAUGAUGUGAAAACACACAUUGAGAGGGUCGCAGUUUAAGAUUAAAACACAGACAACUUCCAAAAACAAGUUCACAGUUGUUUUAGUGUAUACAGUUCCAUGAAUAUGCAUUGCUUAAGCCUCUAUCAUGAUUGACAGGUUGGCGUGUAGCCACGCCCCUAAAGCAUCCCCUGCUUCAUUGUCUUAUUUUAAAAUAAAUGUGACCAUAAUUUACUAAAUGAGCAUCAUAGUGUUGUUAAGAAAAUGUUUACUAAGAUAAUAAAUCAAGUGAAAAGUAGGGUCCUUUCCCUAUAGACUAAUAUAGAAACCGACUUUUUUGGGAGCCAGUGGAGUUGCCCCCCCUGCUGGAAAUGAGGUAGAACGCAGGUCUUGGGCACUUCUGCAUUGGCUUCACUUCUCAGGCACGGAAGUUGCCGAUCACUAUAAACUGCAGGAUAUUUGAGUCCCUUUAAGUUGACAACUAUAAACUGGAGUUAGCUAGUCCUUUUCACUGAAAAACUUCAAAGUGUUGUAGGUCUCUGCAGAACCUUAAAA